Messenger RNA from Lucilia sericata (common green bottle fly), 1160 nucleotides. RefSeq lists its product as uncharacterized. The record is from RefSeq and is a predicted model, not a curated record. The transcript has 4 exons. The coding region runs from base 43 to 555 and encodes 170 amino acids. Lineage: Eukaryota; Metazoa; Arthropoda; Insecta; Diptera; Calliphoridae.
CGUUUCGUGCCUGAAACACAUGAAACUGGUUAUAAAAUAACAAUGCGUUUGACCAUAAAUGAUGUUGACGCACAAGAUUUUGGGUCAUAUCGUUGUGUAGCCAAAAACUCUUUGGGUGAUACUGAUGGAGCAAUUAAACUUUAUCACAUUCCUCAAACCACAACUGUAACAACUUUAGCUCCAACUGUUUCAACUAACACUGUACCCAUGUUCGUAACCAAAUACCAUAAAGAACAACGUUAUAACUUUCAACAGAAUAACAAUAAUAACAACUACAAUCAUAAAUUGCAAAGAACUAAAUCAAAAAUGGAUUUACCGCAACAGCAACAACAAACAACAUUAAAUAAUGUAUAUAUCGGUGCAACAUCAACAUUAUGGAAUACACAGCAACAGCAUCAACAGGAUCGUUAUAGUGGUGUCAGAGAGCAUUAUAGUCAUCAAGCGCCCGAUCAUCCCAACUAUCGUGGUAAUUUGGAUUCCAAAUCAACUUGCAGCAUGAUGCCAACUCUUUGUCUCUCGAAAAUAAUGAAGUGUAUGCUGCAGCUAAUGUCUUAAAAACUCCUCUAGUGUAUUUUAUAACCAUUUACCUGUUUAAACAAUUAGUCACUUUAUCUGCACACAUUAUGUGUAGCAAUUAUAAAUAAUUUUUAAUUAAUUUACACUUAAAUUCAAUUAAAACAUAAAAGCAAAAACAAUAAUAACAACAAAAACAAAUUAAUUAUAAACCGAUUUACUUAUAGACGCACAUUUUGUUUGGAAUGUUUAAUACUUCUUUUGUAAUAAAAACGUGUGGAAUUUUAAUUUAAAUUAAAAUAUUUAAUUAUGAAAAAAUAAAAACAAAUGAAGAAAAAGUAACUAAAUAACGUCUACUAUAGAAUUUAUUUUGUAAUCACAAGUAAAAAGAAAAAAAGGAAAAAUUACUUAGUAUUCUGUAGUAAUUUUAAACUAAGUUGUAAGAUUUUUAAGAUUAUUGUGUAAAUAAGAAUAUAAAUGUAUUUUAAGUUCAUUAAGUACAUAUAAUUAAAUAAAAAUAAAGUAUUUAAAUAUUUUCGUUAUCUUUGUGUCAUAAGUGAUUAGUUUCUGUCUACUAGUUGAUUUAACUUGUUAACAAUUAUGAUUUCCUCAAUUCAAAAUUACUUUACAAAUCUGAAGUAAUUUAA